GCAACUUUUAUUCAGAAUCGGGUUCCAGCUUCCACUUUUCCUCUCAAAGCCCGCUAUCGGGCCCGAUAUUCAUGCGGGCUGAGCUAACUUUUCUGCAUAAUUCAUUUACUAGCGCACUCAAACAAAAAACUCAGUUUACUUCUUUUCCUGGCUGGCGGGCUGAAAUUGAAACGACACACUCUGCUGCAAAAUCCGGCCCGCAGCUUAGGAGAAGAAUGGAGAAAGCAAUGGUGAAAAUGGGGAGCAUAAAAUCUGGAAGCUUUUGGCUGUCCAAGAAAGCUAAGGAAGAGUUCAAUAACAUCACUCAAGAUCUCACUACUGUCUCAAAUGUUGUUGAGGAGAAGGCAAAAUGGAUCUUCGAUAAGCUAAAAGGAAAACCACUAAGAAGCUUGCCUGAUCUUCUACGGGAGUACAAUCUCCCACCGGGCCUUUUCCCGACCAACAUUACAGCAUACGAGUAUGAUGAGAUCAAGUCGAGGCUGACUGUUCACUUGCCCUUCGCUUGUGAGGUGAGCUUCAAGGACUCAUCUGUGCUAAGGUAUGCCCCUCGGGUCAAAUGCAUUCUCCUCAAGGGUAAGCUCAUCGGCAUAGAAGGAAUGAAGACCAAGGUCCUCGUGUGGGUCAAGGUCACGAGCGCGGCUGUUGAGGGUAGCAAGUCAGAGAAGCUCUCUUUCACUGCGGGCGUUAAGAAGUCGAGGCCUAAGGAUGCAUACGUCGUGCCACGUGAAGCUGUUAGAAUCGAAGAAUUUUGAGAGGAUGAUACAUUCUACUAUAUCUCUGUUUUGUCAGCCCCAUAUUUUGAAGUUGGUUCACGUGUGAAAACAUCUUAUUUUCAAUCUGUUUUGAUGAGUUUGUUACUUAACAA
This is a messenger RNA of Salvia hispanica, 865 nucleotides long. RefSeq lists its product as uncharacterized. The record is from RefSeq and is a predicted model, not a curated record. Lineage: Eukaryota; Viridiplantae; Streptophyta; Magnoliopsida; Lamiales; Lamiaceae.